Messenger RNA from Mauremys reevesii (Reeves's turtle), 3346 nucleotides. Its product is annotated as GTPase IMAP family member 2-like. Gene Ontology annotation, molecular function: GTP binding. The coding region runs from base 929 to 1909 and encodes 326 amino acids. The record is from RefSeq and is a predicted model, not a curated record. The transcript has 3 exons. NCBI's taxonomy places the organism in Eukaryota, Metazoa, Chordata, Testudines, Geoemydidae.
AUUUGUGUUUUAAUGGUUAUAAAGUUUUAACUUUCUGAAACUCAGCAUUUAUGGUCUUAAACAAUUAUUGUUUGACAGCCUCUAUUGUCUGACUUUCUUAUAAUUUCUUGCAACUGAACAUUUAAAUCGAUUAAAAAUGCUUAAAACCCACAUGUGCACAUCUGUGAAAAUUAAAAUGGAUAAAAAUAGAAAAAUUUAAACAUUGAUAUUAUCUGUCAUAAUUACAAACAAUUAAAUGUUGCCAAGCCUGUUUAUUGCUCAUUAUUUGAAUUGCAGCAGUGCCCAGCAGCCCCCAUCAAGGCUCCAUUGUGCUGGGUGCUGUACAAACACACAUGAAGAGACAGUCCCUACAGCAAAGAGCUUACAUCUAACUCAGGGCAAGAUGCACUAAGGGAAUGUAAUGAACAAUAGGAGGGAAGUGGGGAAGAAGGACAAAGGUGACAUCAAUAAGAACGUGUGAUUAAAUAGGCCAGAGCUGGGCACAACAUCUUUCCAAUUCAUUUAAAAGUUAAAUAAAUUACAAAUAAAUACCAAAAACAACAAGGAGUCCUGUGGCAUCUUAUUUGGGCAUAAGCUUUCGUGGACUGGAACCCACUUUGCCAGAUGCAUCACAAAGGGGCCACUGGUUCCCCCAGGCUGUACCGCUGCUAUAUCCCGAACAUGGAAGCUUAUGCCCAAAUACAUUUGUUAGUCUUUAAGGUGCCACAGGGUUCCUCGUUGUUUUUGUUGAAACAGACCAACAUGGCUACCCCUCUGAAAUAAAUACCCGUAAUCGCCACUGGCCCUUUACCUAGCCAGUUUCUUGCGGAUAUCUCAGUAUAAUUAAAACUUGAGGAGAAAUUUGAAGGAGAAGAGAUUAGUGGCUUCAUCUACUAUAUGAGUGGUCUCACUGAUUUCAGUGGGGCUAUCCACAUACCUAAAGUUAGGCAUGUUCCUAAGUGCUUUACUAGACUGGGGCGAGAACACUGAGGACUCAGCAGGACUGAGCUCUAAGAAAAAAGAGCAGAUAAAGAGAGAAGGACAGAAUCAAUACCAAAGUGCAGGGCGCAUUCUCUUCAACCUGAGGCCUGAAAAGUCAAACUGUCAGAGAGAGAUGAAAGGGAGGAAGAGCAAAGGAGAAGACAUAACCUAUGCAGACCCAGAUAUGGGAUCAGAACUGAGACUCAUCCUCGUUGGUAAAAGUGGAGCUGGGAAAAGUGCGACAGGAAACUCCAUCCUUGGCGAAGAAAAGUUUGUGUCCAAGCUCGGAGCAAAGUCAGUAACUGUGACUUGUGCAAAAGGGCAAAGGAGCUGGAAUGGGAGGGAGCUUGUGGUUAUUGACACACCUGCCAUUUUUGACGGAAAGGUUUGUGAUACAAUAAUUUCAGGAGAGAUUGAUUACUGUAUCGUGCUCUCUGCCCCUGGCCCCCAUGCUCUGCUGCUGGUGACCCAGCUGGGCCGUUACACUGAAGAAGACAAGGAAGCAGUGAAGCGAAUACAGGAGAUUUUUGGAGUUGAAGCCAUGAGGCACAUGAUCGUCCUGUUCACCCGGAAAGAAGAUUUAGAGGUUGGCUCACUGCGUGACUAUGUGAGAUACUCAGAUAAUAAAGAUCUUAAGGGGCUGAUUCAGAAGUGUGGGAACCGAUAUUGUGCUUUCAAUAACAAAGCAACUGGAGCAGAACAGGCUGAACAGGUUUCUGAGCUGAUUGAAAUGAUCCAGGGAAUGGUUCAGGAGAAUGGGGGCAGAUAUAUCAGUGAGAUAUAUUUAACUGAACAAAACAUGAGACGCCCUAUGGGAAUAAAUAAAACAGCCACAGUGAAGGCUGUGAAAGCAGGUUUUACAAAGUAUCAUGAGAUUAUUUUGGGCUUCGGGUUUGCUGCAGUUUGUAUUGUUGUUGUUGUACUUCUCCUGAUUUUUCUCUCUCAUUAACAGCCAUUAAUAAAGUUUCAUUGCAACCUAACCCUGCUGCUUCCCAAACCCUGCAUCUCAGCUUCUCAGGCACCCUCACCCUUAUGUUAGUGCAUCACAUUCAUACAAAAUAGCAGUAAUAAUGUUAAUAUUUCUUCCUUAUUAGCAUUAUGUAUUAUACUAUUAUUGAGUUCUCAUAUAGAGAUUUUGAUAAGUAGCCCUCAACAUGCUUUAUAAAGGAGGUUGGUAUAAUUCUCCUCAUUUUACAGAUAAGGAAACUAAGGUUCAGAGAGGAGAGGUGAUGUGAUUUGCCCAUAGUCACUCCACAGGUGAGUGACAGAACUGGGAAUAGUCCGGUGGUCCAGCCAUGAGGCCUCAAUAUCAGGUUGCUUUAAAGAUUCUGGACCAAACUCUGCCCUCACUUACCCUGCAUUUGCAGUAGUUUGAUUCCAUUAAUUUCAGUGAAGUAAUCUGGAUUAUGGUCAUGUAACUGCUCCCAGUUACUCUGGAGUUGCAGUGGGGUAGCUCUAUUAAUUUCAGUGGAGUAUUGUGAAUUUACAGUUAUGCAACAGACUACAAUGUAGCCCUCUGAACAGAGGUGUCAAAUAACUUCAGUUGUUAUGUAAACUCUGAGACAUUGAACACUGUGAAGUUUCCACUAAAAAUUCAAUCUUGAAGAUUUAGAGGGCCAAGCUUAGACCUGGGAGUAGAUGAAACUCCAUUGGCUUCAGUUACACAAGGAAUUAAUGGGGCCCAUUAUGUGUACUUUCAUUAGAUACUUUGAAAGCAAAGAUUGUAAAAUCACCAGCGAUAUGCAUAUGAAAUAUGGUAAUAUAUGGAAUUGUUACUUUAAAAAAAUAACCUUCAGUUUCUUUCUCAGUUAGAACUGCUGCAAAUACUAUGGCAAUUUUCCCUAAAUAUAGAGAUCAGCAUUUGUCCAGUACCUUGUGUGAACAAAUUAUGAGAACAUCAAAAACUUUUCUGCAGCUGAAAUUCAUGUUAUAGAACACGUGACAGUGCUCAGGGCCGGCACAAUUAGGCGGAUGUUCAGCCGCCGCCAUCAUCGGCGGGUAUUUCGGGGGCGCCAUUUGGGGGGCGGGACCUUCUGCUGCGUGAGGCACCAAGAAGACUGCCGGCGCUCCUGACAGUGCUGAUUCAGGGAAUGCAAUUCAUUUUUGCAGUGAUUUCUGUUUCCAGGCUCUUUGACCUCAGUGAUUUUUCAGGACUGUAGGGUAUAUAAAUCUGCAAACAAAAGGUGUCACUCUGUUUCUGAUGCACCGUUCUGCUUCUUUAAAUGUAAACAGGUCUCCAUAGCCUUCCUGCAAGGGCAGUGCUGUGAGGCAGUCCAAGGUAGAGGAUGUUCCAGAGACUGAAGCUGGGCUGUUACUCACAUAGACACUUUAUAUUUGUUCUGAUUUUUUGCUGUUUUUUUCUUAAUCAGAAAUAAAGUGAUAUAGA